AAACGUCGCGGCGAGUUAGUCCCAGUAAAGGGGGAGAUAAUUUAGUUUUGAUACUACGGAGAGUAAUAUCGAAAAAAAAAAGACGUGCGUUUGGAUUUGCUCAUACAUUAUUUUUCUUCAUUAAAAAUAUGAAAGAUGUGAUAUGAUUUCCAGAUUAAAAAUACAUAAAUCGUGUGAACACCUAGCAUAUGUUGUUUAAAUAGCAUACAGAAGUUAUAACAAUAGAAAUGAGAAGCGGUUAGUCCGGAAUCUUUGAUUAUGUGACCGACAUUUGACAGAUUGAAUGUCAAUGCCAAGGGUUCAUAGAGCAAGCGUCCUUAAUAAUUCGGGAUUUAUUCUUUGUCUGUGACUUAAAAUAGGUCUUUAUCAAAGACUAUUUUUGGACUGUGAAAUAAUAUCAGACAAAGCAUUCCUCUCUGUGUGAGAUUAACCAUUUCGUUUACAGAGUUGAACCUUACAAUAAAACGAAGACAAAUGAUCGCAGUUCACACACUAUGAAUGCGCGAAGACAUAUAGGACUGUUUUUACAAAACAGUAUGUUGGAUACAAGUUUUAUAAAAUCAUUUCGAAGAUCGCGUUCAACUAAAGAUGUUCGAUUGAUUGUGACAGCCUGUGUUUUUAUGUUGGUUCUUGCCAAUGUUUUUUUCCUGAAUAUUUUUGUUUUUAUCAACCAAUCUCACGUGCAAUACAGCUUCAGAACCGAGGAAAAUGAGAACUAUUUACAUAAAGCGGAUGUAUAUUCCAGAGACUCGUCCAAAGGCCUUUCGGACGAACUUCUUUCCAAUUCAGUGUCUUUCAACAGUGUAUAUUACAAGCAAAGAUUGGGACAUGGGCAAAGUAGGAAAUUGAUGGGAGAAAGAGAUACUAUUGAUAUUAAGUUUGUGGAUACAAUUUUUGAAGAAGAGUUUCAUUUUUCUGACGACUGGCUAAGGAGUGCCGUUCAUCAAGCAGAUGGUCAGUUAUUAACUUGCGACGAUUUGGAGAAGAUUCGAAAUGUUACGUACCUGAGUCGGGGCUGGACUAAAGUGGUGCACAAGGGAGUCUACAAAGAUCGACACGUCGCCAUCAAGACCGUGGACGUCAACGGCCAUGACGUCACAUCCUGUUUAACAGACGGGCACGGCGUGGCGGAGUGCUACGCCAAGGCGGCAAAGAAAAUCGUCAAAGAGAUCCUGCUCCUGAGCUCUCUGCAGAACGAGAAUGUCGUGAAGGUUCUGGGUUUUUGUAUUUCGCCAAAGCUGUAUGAAGGCCACGAGAUUUCUUCAGUGGCCUUGAUAACAGAGCUUGGAGUACCCAUCGACCAGAUUAUGCUGUUUCAAAUGUCUUGGGAGAAUCGACUUAGGAUAACUCUGGAUAUCUCAAGGCUAGUCCACUAUUUGUCUCACUCACCUCUCGGCUCCAUAGCCCUGAACGAUUUUCGACUGUCUCAGUUCGUCCUGGUGGACGGAACGCUGAAACUGACCGAUGUAGACGACGCCGGACUUGCUGAACCGCCUUGUUCACUUAAAGAUGUCUGCGACUUUAAAUUUGAGAACAUCUCAAAAAGGUUCAUGUGUGUCCAAGGUCGAUGUCAAGGCCACAACGAGUAUCUCAACAUGUACAAGACAGGAAAAGACUUGGUCCGGCUACUUCUGCCAUAUGGGUCACCGAGGACUCUCAAACCAUUCAUCAAAGAGGUCAUGAACAGUACACACGCCUUAUUGUACAGCUCGGGGCAGCUGCUGGACGCCGUGCAACAUGUGGUGGACAGUUACAGAACAGGGGCGUAUCUAAGUCAUGGGAGAAACUCCACUGGCAAUGAAAAGUAUGUUAUGCACAGCAGAAGUGACCUCCCUGGUGAGUUUGAUUACAGGUGCGGACUAUCGUUGUCAGGGGACGGCUGUACGGUGUCGGUGUUUGACCUGCGAGAAGCACAGGAUGUCUGCGACUCCGAGGAAUCUUGUCGAGGUUUUGUGUGGACGCAGUCUAAAACAUGGGCAGGUCGAACCAUUAUUCAUCUAAAAAAUGGAUUUAAUUUCACCACGGAAAAUCAGAACACUGACCUAUAUUUGAAACACUUAUAGCAUCCAAAGAGAAGCAACCGUGACAAUAUUUUUAUUUUAAAAAACAUAGGCAGAGUUACCUGCCUUUAGCAUUGCGUAACAUUACCACGAAGAUAAUAGUACUUGUUUUGCCCCAAACAAAAUCUUCACAUGUUACUGUGAUAUGUUACUGAAUAAUGUUGUUUUUUUUAAACUUAAAGAAACCCAGGAUCCGAAGACUUCUGUUUUGUUCAGAAAAAAAAAAGUUAAAUAUAUUUGAUUUACUGUGAUUUACGAUUUCUGCUUACAAAUAUUACAUCUCCUUCAGCUGUAUACUGAAAGAAUAUUUGCGACUCAAAGACCCAACCAGUCCUUCAAAUUCCCGAAAAACUCCAAAAUCAAAACUAUAAAGGGACUCCGGAAAGCUCUUGUAAAUCUCAGCAACAACUGUUCUCCCAGCUCACAUUGAAUUAGAAGGCAAUGAAAGAGCAAAGCUGCAAAGAUGGAUGGACGAGCAAACAAAGGAAACUCUCUCUCUACCCAGAAGAAAUGAUGAAAAUGUUAGAGGUAGAGUGUAGAAUACAUGAUAAAUGGAGUAGUAGAAACAAUGUCUUUAGAAGAAAUUUCCAUGGUCACAAUAGGUCCUUGUUGUUUGUUUUUUUUUCAGUUCAUCGACAUUUUGUCCCUAUUGAGGCCAUGUGAAUACAUUUUGUUAACUCUAAGUUCAAACUUGUUGGUGUCUUUAUGAAGAUGAAUGUAUCUUUACAAUUAACAAACAUCUGACAAGUCUUGGCUUAAUUGUGGGCCAGCGAAAAGAUCCUUUAUCUUAGUUGUCAAAAGUGUUAGACCCAUCAUUUUAAAACAUAAACAAGGAUCAUGUCAGCACUUCGGAUACAAUAAUCCCGGCUGUAUUUACUUCGUAGAGGAAAGAAUCCUUGAAAGAAAAUUAGGGCACGGCAUGGCCUACAUUGUGUCAGUGUGCCAUCACAUAUAAUCUUGUUCUUGUUGGUUUCUCACUGCUGUUAUUAUGGAUGAUUGUUUAUUCUGUGAUUGAUGGAUGAUUGCUUAUUCUGUGAUUGAUGGAUGAGUGCUUUUUCUGCUGCUGUCAUUGAUGUGAGACUUCCCUCUAUGCUAAUGUUAUUGAUGUGUGAUUGCUUAUUCUACUGCUGUGAUAAUGUCACAAAUUAACUUUGGAAUGUUUACAUUUUUUUGUUGUUGAGAUUUUGAAAAUGUUAUGCAAAUAAAAACGUGAGGUAUGUAAACUUCACACGACUAGAUCAUUCCAAUAACAUCCAUUUUUUUUCACUUCUUAUAAUAUAUUUGCCCUAUCUAUGUAUUUAGCUUUUUUUCCCGUUGUGCAAUUGGUAAAAUUCUGCUGAUAGUUGGUAUAUAUUUUUAUCAUGACAAUAUUUUGAUUAGGAUCUAUAGGCAUGUAAAAUAUUUUAGUAUUGAGCGAUAUGAAUAAUAAAAAUUAAUUUAUCAGAA
Biomphalaria glabrata is the source of this 3506-nucleotide messenger RNA. RefSeq names its product extracellular tyrosine-protein kinase PKDCC-like. The transcript is spliced from 7 exons. The coding region runs from base 495 to 2063 and encodes 522 amino acids. Gene Ontology annotation, biological process: protein phosphorylation. The record is from RefSeq and is a predicted model, not a curated record. NCBI's taxonomy places the organism in Eukaryota, Metazoa, Mollusca, Gastropoda, Planorbidae. Gene Ontology annotation, molecular function: ATP binding; non-membrane spanning protein tyrosine kinase activity.